This is a messenger RNA of Geodia barretti, 213 nucleotides long. NCBI's taxonomy places the organism in Eukaryota, Metazoa, Porifera, Demospongiae, Tetractinellida, Geodiidae. The record is from the annotation of a GenBank genome assembly.
CCCAUCUCAAUCUUCCCCCUCAAUGGAGACCUUUGCAUAACCCAUAGCGUCAUCCCGCAAGAAUUGCCCCACCGUCAUUCCUGCGGAAGCAGGAAUCUAAAAACGCUGUCUGCAAGGCUACGAUGCCUUGGAAGAGGGGCCUUAGAUUCCCGUCCCCGUAUCGGAGUACGGGGCAAGCUUCACGGGAAUGACGGAGAAGAUAGCCUCUUCUAG